AUGGAGAGGAAAAGAGAACGGAGAUCAAGAAUGAUAUCGGAGGGAUUUACAGAAGAGAAAAUACAAGAAUUGGAAAUGAAGGAAAUGCAUAACAGAUUGAAAAAUGCUACACAAAGACCUUCAUUAAAUGUAGACAUUCUUGACAGAGCAGAAACAGACAUUUUGAAGUAUGUGCAGAUGAAGCAUUUUGCCCAAGAAUUUAAAGACUUGAAUUCAAGUGAAAAUGGAGUUGUGAAAAGGUUAUCAAGAUUAGCCAAGUUAGACCCAAUUGUUCACAAUGGAGUUCUACGUGUAGGCGGUAGACUUAAGAAACUGGAUACAACUCUUAACAGUAAACAUCAAGAUAUUAUUCCCAAAGAGUCUGUAUUAGCCAGGUUGAUAGCAGAGGAAGCACAUAAAUCUGUCGGACUCUUGGGAAAAAAUUUAACGCUGGCACUUAUCCGUGAAAAAUAUUCGAUUCUUGGUGUGUCAUCAAUUUUGAAGUCCAUCAUUUCCAGAUGUGUUAUAUGCAGAAGAUAUCAGGCACCUACUUUGAAACAGAAAAUGGCAGACCUUCCCAGCGAGAGACUGAAACCUGAUGAACCCCCUUUUACUCGAGUGGGAAUGGAUUAUUUUGGUCCAUUUGAGCUUAAAAGAGGAAGCAGCAUAGUAAAACGGUACGGUGUCAUAUUUACUUGUCUAUCUUCCCGAGCAGUACAUUUAGAGGUUGCCUUUUCCUUGAAUACAGACUCCUGUAUUGACGCCAUUCGAAGGCUUAUUGCACGACGAGGAAAACCAACUUAUAUAGUGUCUGAUAAUGGAACAAAUCUCGUUGGUGCAGAACGUGUGCUAAGAACAGCACUUCAUUCCUGGAAUACGAACAGCAUUUCCAGUCAAUUAUUACAGUCAGGAAUUGAAUGGAGCUUUAAUCCACCGGCUGCGUCUCACUUUGGAGGAGUAUGGGAACGCCUCAUCAGGAUAGUCAGGAAAAUCAUGUAUUCUGUUCUACAUGAACAAACAAUUCAUUUGGAUGAUGAGGGACUGUUAACCUUGUUUUGUGAAAUUGAAGCUAUUAUGAAUGGACGACCCCUUACAGAAGCUUCAGAUGAUCCGAAUGACCUUUGUGCACUUACACCAAAUCAUAUACUACUCAUGAGAUCAGGAGAGAGCUUUCCCCCUGGAAUUUUCCAUACUUCUGACAACUACGCAAAACGUCGAUGGAAGCAGAUUCAGUAUUUGGCUGAUGUUUUCUGGACACGUUGGAUCAGAGAAUAUGUACCCCUUCUCCAACAGAGACAGAAGUGGCUGAAGCAGGAAAGAAACUUACAAGAGGGUGAUUUAGUUCUCAUCGUGGAAAACACUCCAAGAAACGCAUGGAAUCUCGGUAGAGUGCUCGAAGUGAUAAAGGACAACUAUGAUGUUGUGCGUGUUGCGAGGAUAAAGACAUUGUCUUCCAUUAUAACGAGGCCAGUGACAAAACUUUGUCUUCUUUUGGAAACAGAUUGUGAAAAAGAGAAAACAAAUCAGUGA
Messenger RNA from Saccostrea echinata, 1509 nucleotides. RefSeq lists its product as uncharacterized. Gene Ontology annotation, biological process: DNA integration. NCBI's taxonomy places the organism in Eukaryota, Metazoa, Mollusca, Bivalvia, Ostreida, Ostreidae. Gene Ontology annotation, molecular function: nucleic acid binding. The record is from RefSeq and is a predicted model, not a curated record. Bases 1 to 1509 code for a protein of 502 amino acids. The transcript has a single exon.